Messenger RNA from Lathyrus sativus (Indian pea), 1560 nucleotides. NCBI's taxonomy places the organism in Eukaryota, Viridiplantae, Streptophyta, Magnoliopsida, Fabales, Fabaceae. The record is from the annotation of a GenBank genome assembly.
AUGGCCGAUUCUGUCUUCUCUACCAACAAAAGAGAUCCUAUUAAAUCAUCAGUUGGGAGUGUCGCGGGUAGUAGAAGACGGCAACAUGCAGUUACAGUUGGGAAAGAAAGGAGGGAAUCGUUGGUGCGAGCGAAACGGCUUUGUAGGGUUGGAGUUAGUGAGGGUGAAGUUGAUGUUGAGGGUGAGGGUGAGAUGAUGAUUGAUGAAGAACAGUCUAUUUUGGAGUCUCAAACUUUAUUGGCAGUUGAAAAUUUGAAAUCUGCACUUGCUUUUCAGGGGAAGGGUGCAGUGCAGAAAAGAGUAAGCGCUCUUCAAGAAUUAAGGCGUUUACUGUCAAGAUCUGAAUUUCCUCCUGUUGAGUCUGCUGUUAAAGCUGGAGCCGUUGCCAUACUAGUGCAGUGUCUUUCAUUUGGUUCACCAGAUGAACAGUUGCUUGAAGCUGCUUGGUGUCUCACAAACAUUGCUGCAGGGAAUCCAGAAGAAACAAAAGCUUUGCUGCCUGCAUUGCCUUUGCUUAUUGCUCACCUCGGGGAAAAGAGCUCCUCACCUGUUGCUGAACAGUGUGCUUGGGCACUAGGAAAUGUGGCUGGUGAAGAUGAAGAGUUGAGGAAUGUUCUUCUAAUUCAAGGGGCUUUAAUACCUCUUGCUAGAAUGAUGCUACCAAACAGGCGUUCAACUGUUAGAACCGCUGCCUGGGCUUUGUCUAAUCUAAUCAAGGGUCCAAAUCCUAAAGCUGCUAACGAGCUCAUUCGUGUUGAUGGAGUAUUGGAUUCAAUUGUUCGACACUUGACGAAAGCGGAUGAUGAAUCAGCAACUGAAGUAGCAUGGGUAGUUGUUUACCUAUCGUCUCUUUCAAAUUUAGCUACGAGCAUGCUGGUGAAGAGUGACGUGCUUCAAUUGCUUUUAAAUAGAUUAGCAACAUCAAACAGUUUGCAAUUAAUAAUACCGGUUUUGCGAAGCUUAGGUAAUCUAAUUGCCGGUGAUUCCCAUGCAAGUUAUGCCGUUCUUGUUCCUGGACUUGAAGUUACAGAUACUGCCAUACAAGUCUUGAUAAAAUGUCUGAAAAGUGAACACAGGGUCUUAAAGAAGGAAGCAGCUUGGGUGCUGUCUAAUAUAGCUGCUGGUUCUGUUGAGCACAAGCAGUUGAUAUAUUCUAGCGAGGCAAUGUCUUUGCUAUUGCAUCUUCUUUCCGCUGCACCGUUUGAUAUAAGAAAGGAAGUUGCUUACGUAUUAGGAAACCUUUGUGUUGCCCCAACUAAAGGUGACAAGAAGCCAAAUCUGAUCCCGGGGCAUCUGGUUUCACUUGUUGAAAAAGGAUGUUUACCAGGUUUUAUUGAUUUGGUUAGAUCUGCUGACAUUGAAGCUGCUAGGCUAGGGCUUCAAUUCAUAGAACUCGUCCUGAGAGGGAUGCCAAAUGGAAAGGGCCCAAAGCUUGUAGAACAAGAAGAUGGGAUUGAAGCCAUGGAAAGAUUUCAGUUUCACGAAAAUGAGGACUUGAGAACUAUGGCAAACAGUCUAGUUGACAAGUAUUUUGGGGAGGACUAUGGGCUGGAUGAGUAG